Rotaria socialis is the source of this 981-nucleotide messenger RNA. The record is from the annotation of a GenBank genome assembly. NCBI's taxonomy places the organism in Eukaryota, Metazoa, Rotifera, Eurotatoria, Philodinida, Philodinidae.
AUGGCUACAACUUAUGAAAUAUUAAAAUUAGUUAUUCGUACAGCCAAUAAUAAUUAUGUUGAUUUUCCUACGGAACUAUUAUCGUCAUUAACUGUUUAUGACCUUAAAAAACAUAUAGAAUUAAAUCAUCCAGCUAAACCAAGUCCUGAACAUCAACGUUUAGUUUACUCGGGAAAAUUACUUGCUGAUGAAAAUAAUCUUAAUCAAAUUUUUAAUAAACCGAACUCGGAAUCAUCAGCUAUGAUUCAUCUUGUUCUUCAUUCUGAUCAAGAAGAAUUCAUGCCAAUAAGUUCUCAAAAAUCAACAAAAAAAUCGUCAUCUGUUUCUUUACAUUCCACUGUUUAUGAUCAAUAUGUAAAUGCAUUAGAUCAAUAUCAACAACAACUACAACAAUUUAUAGCCAAUUCAAAUGAAUUCUUAUACAUACCGAAUUGUGAAACACAUAAUUAUUUACAGUACUGUUAUACACAUCACCAAUUGCAUCAAAAUUAUUUAGUUCGUCAAAGACCGGUAACAUCCCAUAGAUCUAAUCGUGAUAACCAAACAGCAACAACAAAUGUUCCAUUAACACCACCACCACCACCACCAAUGGUGAAUAAUAAUAAUGGAUUUAAUCUACAAUACGAUGCAUUCAGAACACUACAGAUCGUAAUAGAAAUUGUUAUGCUUAGCUCCAUUAUUUAUUAUUAUGGCACAUUAGAUAAUUUUCUAUUAGUUCUUUUUAUUCUUUUAUUGGCAUAUUUACGUCGUCGUGGCUAUUUCUCGAUUCAACGACAUCAACGAGUGCCACCGAUCAUCGAACGAAGAAUAAAUGAAGAAAGACAAAAUCCUGAAGAUGUACAACAAGAACAAUCUCCAUCAGUUGGAUCUCAUCAAGCCGCACCCGUUGUUGAAAACCGAAUCACAACAAGUCGUCUACUACUAACAGCCAUAUUAACAUUUUUUUCGUCAUUAUUUCCGGAGAGAAUACAAAGAAAUUAA